Cyphellophora europaea CBS 101466 is the source of this 615-nucleotide messenger RNA. RefSeq lists its product as uncharacterized. NCBI's taxonomy places the organism in Eukaryota, Fungi, Ascomycota, Eurotiomycetes, Chaetothyriales, Cyphellophoraceae. The record is from RefSeq and is a predicted model, not a curated record. Bases 1 to 615 code for a protein of 204 amino acids. The transcript has 2 exons.
AUGCAGUACGCUCUGGCAGCCUCUACCCUCCUCUUCGCCACCACCGUCCUCUCAGCAACCCACGAGGUCCAAGUCGGCCCCGGCCUCACCUUCAACCCCGACUCCAUCAGCGAUGUUGCCGAAGGCGACGUCAUCGCCGUAACCUUCGGCGCCGGCCACGACAUUGCCCAAUCCACUUUCGCCGACCCUUGUCAAGCAAUGGAAGGCGGCAUCUACUCUGGCUCUUCGCCCUCUGACGGCGACGUCUUCUCCUUCGAGGUCAACAGCACAGACCCCAUGUGGUUCUUCUGCAGCGUGGGCCGGCACUGCCAGGGAGGCAUGGCUCUAGCCAUCAACCCUACCGAACAAAACACAAUCGACGCGUACAAGUCCGCGGCCGCGGACACCACCUCUUCGUCACCUUCAGACGAUACUGUCGUUGGCGGCACUUUCGGUGCCCUUGAGAGCAGCGCCAACUCCUCAGACAGCUCGUCGGCCACCUCGAGCGGCUCUUCUAGCAGCACCGCCACGGGCGCGGAAGCCUCGUCCACCGGUGACUCUGGCGCCGCCGGCGUCCGGACAGGCAUGGGUCUCCUGGCCGGCGCCGUUGCUGCUGCCGCCGCUUUCGCGCUGUAA